Molecule: messenger RNA, 2277 nt
Organism: Odobenus rosmarus divergens (Pacific walrus)
Lineage: Eukaryota; Metazoa; Chordata; Mammalia; Carnivora; Odobenidae
Gene: LONRF2
Product: LON peptidase N-terminal domain and ring finger 2
Exons: 12
Coding region: 1-2277 (758 amino acids)
Molecular function (GO): protein binding
Source: RefSeq, a predicted model, not a curated record
AUGAGCCCCGAACCGGUCCCGCCGCCGCCGCCGCCCCAAUGCCCCGGCUGCGACUGCGGGGAGCCGUUCGCCAAGCGCUUGGAGAAGGGCGACGAGGCCUUCCGCGCCGGCGAGUAUGAGAUGGCAGCGGAGCUCUUCCGAUCGAUGCUGGCCGGGCUGGCGCAGCCCGACCGCGGCCUGUGCCUGCGGCUGGGGGACGCGCUGGCCCGCGCGGGCCGGCUCCCCGAGGCCCUAGGCGCGUUCCGCGGCGCCGCGCGGCUCGGAGCGCUGCGGCCCGACGAGCUGGGGGAGCUGGCGGGCAGCCUCGCGUGCGCCCUGGGCCAGCGCGAGUGGCGGCUGCCGGCUGGGAGGCCGGGCCGCGCCCCCGAGGAGCCGCGUGGGGAGCAGCCGGCCUCGGCGCCCGUCGCGCCCGGUGACCUGCUGGGCUGUCCACGCUGCCAGCGGCUGCUCCACAAGCCGGUGACCCUGCCGUGCGGGCUGACGGUGUGCAAGCGCUGCGUGGAGUCGGGGCCGGCCCGGCUGCAGGCUCGGCGAGUCAACGUGGUGCUGAGCGGCCUGCUGGAGAAGUGCUUCCCGGCCGAGUGCCGCGUGCGCAGGCUGGCGGGCCAGGCGCGGGGUCUGCAGCGCCAGCAGCAGCCCGAGGCCGCGCUGCUCAGGUGCGACCAGGCUCUGGAUCUGGCUCCUAGAGAUAAUUCAUUAUUGCUGCUGCGAGCAGAGUUAUAUUUAACCAUGAAGAACUAUGAGCAGGCUCUACAGGAUGCCAAUGCCGUUUGUCAGAAUGAACCUCUCUUGACUAAGGGGCAUCAUAUGAAGGCUCAGGCUCUUUCUGGAUUGGGAAGAAGUAAGGAAGUGUUAAAGGAGUUUCUCUACUGCCUUGCUUUAAAUCCUGAAUGUAACUUGGUGAAGAAAGAAGCACAGAAGGUAAUAUGCGAGGUGUUUUUUCCAGCUUCAGAAAAUGUGCCUCAGAAUUUGACAUCUUCCAUCCAAAGCAGAAUAUUGAACAGCAGGCUAAAGGCUCAGUGUGCCAGCCAUGUAAACACCCAGCCUCUGGAAGAAGGUGGUGGUGCAGGGAGUUCUAAGAAUCCAUCUGAGAAAUCUGAUGUGUUUAGAAAUACCAAUUCUUCAGUUUUGUAUUUUAUACUGGGUCUGCACUUUGAAGAGGAUAAAGAAGUGUUAGAGAGUAUCCUUCCAGUAGCACCCAGCACCGGUUUAAAGAGACAAUUUCCAAAUGAUUUGGAGGAUGUGCAUGACCUGAAUGGCCCUGGGAAAAUUCCCAAGAAAGAUUCCUCACCUCAAAGGAACAUGACCUCUAACAUAGGAGAAAGUCCAGAGCUCUCCAUAGAUGUAACUGACUUUGAGUGUGCCCUUUGCAUGAGGUUGCUCUUUGAGCCUGUUACUACACCAUGUGGACAUACGUUUUGCCUGAAAUGCCUUGAACGCUGCCUCGACCAUGCCCCACAUUGUCCACUGUGUAAAGAAAAACUCUCAGAAUUGUUGGCAAGCAGAAAUUUUAAUAUAACUAUUUUGGCCGAAGAAUUAAUAUUUCGAUAUUUAUCUGAUGAACUCUCUGAUAGGAAGAGAAUUUAUGAUGAAGAAAUGACAGAGCUGUCAAAUCUGACCAGAGAUGUCCCCAUCUUUGUGUGUGCCAUGGCCUUCCCCACGGUCCCGUGUCCACUUCAUGUCUUUGAGCCCCGCUAUCGGCUUAUGAUAAGAAGAUGCAUGGAAACUGGCACCAAACGGUUUGGCAUGUGUCUAUCUGCUGAGCACGCAGGAAUUUCAGAGUACGGCUGCAUGCUGGAGAUUAAGGACGUCAGAACGUUUCCUGAUGGGAGUUCGGUUGUGGAUGCCAUUGGGAUUAGUCGGUUCCGAGUUCUGAGCCACCGUCACAGAGAUGGCUAUAACACAGCCGACAUUGAAUAUCUCGAAGAUGAAAAGGUGGAAGGUCCAGCAUAUGAAGAACUUACCAGUCUUCAUGAUUCAGUUUAUCAACAGUCGGUUUCCUGGUUUACUUCACUUCAGGAUCACAUGAAGGAACAAAUUUUAAGCCAUUUUGGGUUAAUGCCAGACAGGGAAUCUGAGCCUCAGAGUAACCCUAGUGGCCCGGCGUGGUCCUGGUGGAUCCUGGCGGUGUUGCCAUUGGAACGCAAGGCUCAGCUGGCUAUUCUUGGCAUGAUCUCCCUUAAAGAGCGUCUGCUUGCCAUUCGGCGAAUAUUAGUCAUCAUCACGCGUAAGAUGAAUAGUCGGCAGGAGCUGGUUAAUAGGGAGAGAAAUAAUUAA